CAGCCGUACGGCCGCCGGUUAAACCUGUUUGUGACCGGCUGAAUUCCCCCACCUCUUUCCGUGGGCGCCAAUUCUCCCCUCUUUCUCUCUCUAAAUCUCUCUCCCUCUCUUUUAUCGCAGAGGAUAAAAGGGAGAUCAGUUAUGCGGAGGUUCGCCAUUGAUCGAAGAACCAGAGCGACUGCGGUCAACUCUUUGCGUCGCUCUCUCUGUGGAGGUUUCUCUUCCUUUUCUUACUCUCAUCCUUAUUCAUCCUCCGCUAAUUCAGCCAUGGGUGGACCUGCUGCUGCUUCUUCUCCAUCGCCUUCGCCUUCGCCUUCGCCUUCUUCUUCUUCUAUGAAUGGACCUGCUAGUCCUGUAUCGCUGCAGAACAUUAAUCCCAAGGUGUUGAAAUGUGAGUAUGCUGUCCGUGGUCCAAUUGUUACCCAUGCACAGCGACUACAAGAGCAAUUACAAACAGAUCCAUCCUCUCUUCCAUUUGAGGAGAUACUUUACUGCAACAUUGGUAAUCCACAAUCUUUAGCCCAGCAGCCGAUCACUUUCUUCCGUGAGGUUCUCGCUUUAUGUGAUCAUCCCUCAAUCUUGGAUAGACAAGAGACACAUGGCUUGUUCAGUGCCGAUGCCAUAGAUAGAGCCUGGAAAAUUCUGGAACAGAUUCCAGGCAGAGCUACAGGUGCAUAUAGUCACAGCCAGGGUAUCAAAGGUUUACGUGACACAAUUGCAGCUGGAAUUGCUGAACGUGAUGGCUUUCCUGCCAAUUCAGAUGACAUUUUCUUGACCGAUGGAGCAAGCCCUGGGGUCCAUAUGAUGAUGCAGUUGCUUUUGAGGUCCGAGAAGGAUGGCAUCCUUUGUCCCAUUCCUCAAUACCCUUUAUACUCAGCAUCCAUUGCCCUGCAUGGUGGUACUUUGGUACCUUACUAUCUGGAUGAAGCAACUGGGUGGGGAUUAGAGAUUUCAGAGGUCAAGAAACAAUUGGAGGAAGCUAAGUCCAAAGGCAUUACUGUUAGGGCUUUGGUUGUGAUAAAUCCGGGCAAUCCAACCGGGCAGGUUCUCGCAGAGGCUAAUCAACGAGAAAUUGUUGAAUUUUGCCAUAAAGAAGGUCUUGUUCUUCUUGCAGAUGAGGUGUACCAGGAAAAUAUUUAUGUAGAUGAUAAAAAAUUCGAUUCUUUCAAGAAGAUCUCUAGAUCAAUGGGAUAUGGAGAAGAAGACAUUGCUUUGGUGUCUUUUCAGUCAGUUUCUAAAGGGUAUUAUGGGGAAUGUGGAAAGAGAGGAGGCUACAUGGAGGUGACUGGUUUCAGCCGUGAUGUUAAGGAGCAGAUUUACAAGGUGGCCUCUGUAAACUUGUGUUCCAAUAUAUCUGGUCAAAUUCUUGCCAGCCUCGUAAUGAGCCCUCCUAAGCCUGGAGACGAGUCCUUCGAGUCUUUUACGGCAGAGAGAGAUGGUAUUUUGUCUUCUCUUGCAAGGCGUGCCAAGGCACUGGAAAAGGCAUUCAACAGUUUAGAAGGUGUAACCUGCAACAGAGCAGAGGGUGCCAUGUAUCUCUUCCCUCGCCUUCACCUGCCUGCAAAAGCAAUCAAAGCUGCAGAAGCUCUGAAUGUGGCUCCCGAUGCUUAUUAUACUCACCGCCUACUCGACGCUACUGGCAUAGUUGCCGUUCCAGGAUCUGGUUUUGGGCAGGUCCCUGGCACUUGGCAUGUUCGAUACACAAUUCUGCCCCAAGAGGAUAAGAUAGCAGCUGUCGUCUCCAAAUUCACAGCUUUUCAUGAAGCACUCAUAGCCGAGUUUCGUGAUUAAUUAUAUGGGGAGAGUUAUAAUUUGUUAUCCAAUAAAAUCUGCAUCCAUAGUUUUUCCUUUCUAUGGAUGUUUCAAUGUAUUUCUAUCAUGUAACAUUGAGCUCAAAAAAACCAGUUUUAUGUCCAUGAAAAACGAAAAAAGAAAAGCCCUUUUUUUUUCAUGGUAAAGGAUUUUAACAGCAUGUGUUGGGAGCCAGUUUGAGAGAAUUUGCUGUGUGAUGAAUGGGAAGUGUUUCAAUAAGUUAUUCAUUGAACUCACAUUA
Molecule: messenger RNA, 2053 nt
Organism: Amborella trichopoda
Lineage: Eukaryota; Viridiplantae; Streptophyta; Magnoliopsida; Amborellales; Amborellaceae
Product: alanine aminotransferase 2
Biological process (GO): biosynthetic process
Molecular function (GO): pyridoxal phosphate binding; L-alanine:2-oxoglutarate transaminase activity
Source: RefSeq, a predicted model, not a curated record